UCCCGUGCUCUCGCUCUCGCUCUCUCCCAUGGAGGAGGACGUUCUGGACAAACUCGAGGACAUGGCGUCGGUGCAGGACUUCGACCCCCUCACGGGCAGCAUCCCGGCCACCAAAGUGGAGAUCACGGUCUCCUGCAGGAAUCUUUUGGAUAAAGAUACAUUCUCCAAGUCUGACCCAUUAUGUGUGCUGUAUACUCAGGGCAUAGAAACCAAGCAAUGGAGAGAGUUUGGCAGGACUGAAGUCAUUGACAACACCUUGAACCCCGACUUUGUGCGGAAGUUCAUCCUCGAUUACUUUUUUGAAGAGAAGCAGAAUUUGCGCUUUGAUCUUUAUGAUGUAGAUUCCAAGAGUCCUGACCUAUCCAAACAUGAUUUCCUUGGUCAAACAUUCUGCACUCUGGGGGAGAUUGUUGGAUCACCAGGAAGUCGCUUGGAGAAGCCUUUGAUGAUGGGAGCAUUUACAUUACAUUCCAAAACAGGGAAGCCUAUGCCAUCUGUCUCUAAUGGAGGAAUUCCAGGGAAAAAGUGUGGCACCAUCGUUCUAUCAGCUGAAGAACUGGGCAACUGUAGGGAUGUUGCCACAAUGCAGUUCUGUGCCAACAAGCUGGACAAGAAAGACUUCUUUGGGAAAUCAGACCCUUUCAUGGUAUUCUUCAGAAGUAAUGAAGAUGGAACAUUUACCAUUUGUCAUAAAACUGAAGUGGUGAAGAACACUCUGAAUCCAGUAUGGCAGUCAUUCGCUAUCCCUGUGCGAGCCUUGUGCAAUGGAGACUACGACAGAACCAUAAAAGUAGAGGUGUAUGACUGGGAUCGAGAUGGCAGUCAUGAUUUCAUUGGAGAGUUUACAACCAGCUAUAGAGAACUGGCACGAGGACAAAGCCAGUUUAAUGUCUAUGAGGUGGUAAAUCCCAAAAAGAAAAUGAAGAAAAAGAAAUACUCUAAUUCAGGAACAGUAACAUUACUGUCAUUUGCCACAGAAUCAGAACAUACGUUUCUAGAUUACAUCAAAGGAGGGACACAGAUCAAUUUCACAGUGGCCAUUGAUUUCACAGCUUCCAAUGGCAAUCCUUCUCAAUCUACCUCCCUUCAUUACAUGAAUCCAUACCAGCUCAAUGCAUACGCCAUGGCACUGAAGGCUGUUGGGGAGAUCAUCCAGGACUAUGACAGUGAUAAAAUGUUCCCAGCGCUUGGGUUUGGAGCCAAGAUUCCCCCCGACGGACGUGUGUCUCAUGAGUUCCCCUUGAAUGGCAACUGUGACAAUCCUCACUGUAGUGGAAUAGAAGGAAUCCUUGAAGCGUAUCACCAGAGCCUCAAGACUGUGCAGCUCUAUGGCCCAACUAACUUUGCACCAGUGGUCAACCAUGUGGCUGGAUAUGCCUCGGCUGUGCAGGAUGGCUCCCAGUAUUUCAUUUUGCUCAUCAUUACGGAUGGUGUGAUAUCAGACAUGGCUCAGACAAAAGAAGCAAUUGUCAAUGCUGCCAAACUUCCAAUGUCUAUAAUAAUUGUGGGUGUUGGACAGGCUGAAUUCGAUGCAAUGGUGGAAUUGGAUGGAGAUGAUGUUCGGAUCACAUCUCGUGGAAGGACUGCUGAGCGUGAUAUUGUCCAGUUUGUACCAUUCCGUGAUUACAUUGACCGCACGGGAAACCACGUCUUGAGUAUGGCACGGCUGGCUAAGGACGUGCUGGCUGAGAUUCCAGAUCAGUUCAUCUCCUACAUGAAGGGGCGUGGCAUCAAGCCUAAUCCAGCUCCACCUCCUUACUCUCCCUCAAGCCACACCCUUCAGACCGAAAUCUGAAGAUCGGGCAAAGAAAAGAGUGAUUUUAGAGAGAGAGAGGCAUCGAAACACCCAGUCACUCUUCGGGGUCUGUUUAUCUGUUUUCUGGGGCCAGAGAUCCAGGCAGUAUCCACACCAGAGUGAGAAACUCCACAAUGUGUUCUCUUUCCAAAAAGUUCAUAUUGAGAACUGUUUAUGCUGAAAUGUUAGCACAAAAAUGUGUUUAACUCACAGACAUUUCCAUUUGGGAAACAGCAAAAAUGGGAGGGGUAUUUUUUAAAAAGGACACACUCAAACAUAGGUAAAUGUCCUCAUUUCCUUUCAGCAAAAUAAACAAGAUGGAGUCUAGUGUGUCUUCUGGAAGUUACAUGAUUCAUUUUGCUUAUGGUAUGUGUGAUGGAUUUCCAUAAAUCUUCCAAGCACCCAUUUCCCUUCCUCCUUCCAGCUUCAAGAAGUUUUGAAUUAUUGGAAUUUUUUAUAGCCUAUGUAUCAUCCGCCUGCCACAUUAGGCCUUCUGUCUUUCCUUUGUAACAGCUCAACUUCUGGAUUGACUUGGCAGGCUAAAUAUUGUGAUUGAAUAUCUGUUUGAUGUCAUGUUGGUGCUGCUACUAUUUCUUGUACUAAACCCAAUCCCUAGCUUGCCCAAUUCCCUUUAUUGUUUGUAAAUCUGCUUUGGCAAUAUUUGUGCAAGCUUGGAUUGUUUAUUAGUAUGUCUUAAUGCCUCCCUUAAGUCUCUUUUUUAAUUUUUCUAAAGCUGCGGUUUCCAGUAUCUACCUGGAAACCAAUUUCUCUCUUGACUUUGAUAUCUGACAUUUCUGUGUGGGGCAUUAAUGAUGUAUUUGGAACAUCAGAGAAGAAAAUUAAAACUGAGCUUGAUUUGUUUAAAUACCUUAUUGCAGUUUUGCCUAUCAGGUUAGCAAUAUAAAACAUUAACAACAGUCUACUCAUUCAGAGCAAAUGUAGAGCUGCCACAUGAAAACAUGAAACUGUCCAAAUUUCAUAAUUUCCCAGCAAUUUCUCAGCAGUUCAUUCUUUUCUGGAGGAAACUAAAAUCAUAGAGUUUGAAGGGAUCAUGGAAAUCUUCAACCACCUGCCUUAGGGCAGAAAUCCUCUCACAUCCCUGAUAAAUGGCUGUCCAAUCUUUGCUUGAAAACCUGCACUGAUGGAGACCCCAUGAGCCCCAUUAUGCUUAGCCCAAUCCUUUCACUAAGACCAGAUGGAAAGCCUAUUUGGAUCCCGCUCAUGAAUAAUGUCCCUCAGUGGCAGCAGGUAAACUUCCUCUUACUCAUAAUUGCUUGCCCAUCUUAAGACUCCUUCCAGCUUUCCAGACCCAAUUUUUGCAUUGCUAUUAUGAUCCAAUUAUACAACCACUCUGGUAGUUGGGGUUCUCUUUCCAUAGCAGAACUAGCUAGGGAACAGUUCCCUCUCCAAUGAUGAUAUCUAAAUUGUUUCCAGAAAGUAGGAAGGUGAACGGCAGAGGUCAGAAAUGACAUCAAAGAUUAUGCAAUGUUCCUUCUCAGGGUUAAGUGCAAGAAUGGAAGUUUCUGAGGAUUUGAGUAUAUUGAUUAUAUAGGCCAAUUAAAAGAAAAAUUAUGCUGAAGUAAAUGUUGAUUCUCACUUCGCAAAGGAUGUACUACUUUGCUUAAUUAUUUGGAGCAUCUCAAAUAUUCCACCACCACCUCCUUUUAACUGACUGCUUUGUAGAAGUUCAAAGAAGGUCCACUUCAGAGAACUCACUCUUUGAAUCUUUCUGAUCUGUUAAUAAGAUUUGCAUUGCAGCUGGCUGGUAUUUUUGCUCAAUUGUAGGGAGAGUGAAAGAAGUAUUAAGCAGGAGCUGAGCAAUUAUGCCCAGCUGUCUCCUUUAGAGUGGUAAAAAAAACAUGAUACAAGUUGCAAGGCACUUUCUUGUCCUACAACUAAUUUGUUUAGGGUUGAUCAAAAGGUACGUUAACAUCUUAGGGAUUCUCAGAUUCUAUAUACUGGAACAUCAUUCAGCUCCUCCAAUUAGUAUGGCAAGAGUGUGCAUCUUCCAUUAGCCAUCAGCCAUGUUGGUCUUUGCACAGCACAUACUUCCAAAAUGGGUGGAUCCAGGACCUAUUCUGGGAGAAGAUUCAGGGAAUAUAAGGAAUAAUGUCAUGGGUGCUAUAAUCAUCAAGAUUUAAGGUAUCUAUUUUGGCCCCAAUGUAAAUGAAAAUUCAAGGAUUUGGGCCCUCUUGCUCUACUGGGUCAUGAGGGCCACUGAAAGAAUGGUGGGAGCUGUAAUUUUUUUUCUUUUUGCUUCACUGAUCUGAGGGACAAAGGAGUUUACACACUUAAGAACAUGUGAGAUCAUAUGAACCAGUUGGUCCAUGACAGUUGUGGUCCAGAAGUUCCUCUGUUUAAAAUAUCUCAUGUACCUGAAAUAAGACAAGUUCCACUGUAAAUAGGAAUAGCAACAGGAUAUCACAAACUUCUGUAGAAGCCUGGUGUCCUAAUUAUUACAUGAUGUCUUUCAGGUAAUAUAACCAUCAAGUAAAUUGGCACAAGGCAGAUUAACCCAGGGAUUGGAAUGAAAGAAGAAGUCCCUAUCUGUGGAUCAAAGAUGCCUUUAUUGAUUACGUUAUUCCCCAAUAGAGAUGUGAUACAGAAUUAGGAGAAAAGACAUGCAGUGUCCUUUCUUGCCAUUUCGGCUAUUUUGGAUCCAGUUUAUGGCUGUCUAAGUGGUUUUACUUGGCCACUUAUCUUUAUAAAACCCAUUAUGUGCUAGUGGUUGUCUUAUCCAUAAACUAGUCAACAUUUUUUUAAAAAAAAUUUUUUCCAGAGUUCAGUAGUGGGGUUCUUUUGGUGCUUACUGAAAAUUGCUGGAUUUAGGCAGCUGAUAAUGACUGACAGUCUGCUCAGUCCUGAUCCUCUGUUGACCCCCAACUAGUUGGUGAAAUUAACUUCAGCUAGAAAUUCUUGGACCGAGGCUGGAAUUAUUAUGUAAAACUAUCUAGCCCAUAUGCUGAAUGACAUAAACUCAGGGAGAAAUCCUGAACUAUUUACAGUGAAUGAGAGUUCUAUUUUUCACUUUGCUUUUGGCUGUGAAUUAUAUCCCAGAAAUAUAACUUGCACAGCUAUAUGGUCUUCCAACCCUCAAAAGAAAUUAAUUUCUUUGUCUUAGCGCUAUACAGACAUUUCUCUCGCCCUCCCUGUCCUUUUUCAGAAUGAAAAGCUUCCAAAGGAAACAGUGGGAAAUACUGUGGCCCAAAUACUGAAUGAGCAGAAUGUCUGUGCAUGCUGGUUGUACCCCGUCUUCUAUCUGUGCAUUACUGACAUCAGUAAAAGUAACUGGUAGAUAUUAUUUACUCUGCAGUUCCCUAUACUGCAUCUUUGUAAAAGCAUGGUGAAGCAUGUCAGAACAGUCUUGUCCUCACUUGUGUGAGUGGAAGAGCAAGAAAACCUACAUCGUGCAAACUGGUGCUCCAUUGAGUAAAGAUGCAAUGCUAGCGAGAGAAAGUUAUCUGACGUAAAAAUCAGCUUUUUAGGUGGGCGCAAGUACUGAAACUCAGCCCCAUAGAAUAGCUCUGAGUUGUAAUGGAAACAAUGACAUUUUUUUUUUAGGCAAUCUUUUGAAGACAUGAAGUAAGGCUGUUGAACAAUGCAGUCUAUUGCCCAGAUCAAAAUAUCAUCUACUUACCUAAAUUUCUUACAAUCACCCAGCAUGAUUUUACCUAUCUCAUUUUCUUUUUCCAUUCAUAGCUCUUUUUAUUUGCAUGGCAAUGACUUUUAUCUCUUUUAUGCUACGAUAUUCUAUGUUGAAUGUUUGAUGUAAUAUGGUUUCUAUUGGAUUGCCUUAAAUUGAAAUAAACGAUUCCUUUUAUUUAAAUA
Messenger RNA from Pantherophis guttatus, 5623 nucleotides. It is a transcript of the gene CPNE5, whose product is annotated as copine 5. The record is from RefSeq and is a predicted model, not a curated record. Gene Ontology annotation, molecular function: calcium-dependent phospholipid binding. Gene Ontology annotation, biological process: cellular response to calcium ion. Gene Ontology annotation, cellular component: plasma membrane. Lineage: Eukaryota; Metazoa; Chordata; Lepidosauria; Squamata; Colubridae.